AUGAUCACAAUAAAAGUACCUUGCUCGUCAGCCAACAUUGGCCCUGGUUUCGAUGUGAUUGGCCUUGCACUCUCCAUCUGGCUCGAAAUACAGGUCUCGAUUGAUGCCACCACCAUAUCCCAAGCUCCUCUCGAUUGCAAAAUCACCUAUGAAGGUGAGGGUGCCGAUGAGGUCCCAUUGAGCGCAGACAGCAACUUAAUUACGCGGACGGCGCUUUACGUAUUGCGAUGUCAUGGCCAGCGAGCCUUUCCUUCUGAAACGAAAGUCCAUAUCAUAAAUCCAAUCCCACUCGGCAGAGGUCUGGGAUCUUCCGGGGCGGCUGUGGUAGCUGGCGUGGUUCUGGGCAAUGAAGUGGGAAAGUUGGGUCUCUCGAAGGCUCGGAUGCUGGACUAUUGCUUGAUGAUUGAACGACAUCCAGAUAAUGUGGCAGCAGCCUUGUAUGGCGGUUUUGUGGGUACCUACCUUAAUGACCUGAGUCCCGAAGACACCUCUCGCAAAGAAAUUCCCCUUAGUGAAGUGCUGCCCGAACCGGCAGGCGGCGUCGAUACUGGCUUUGCCCCACCAGAACCUCCCGUUGGAAUUGGGCAUUAUAUGAAGUUCCCCUGGGCGAAGGAAAUCAAAGCAAUAGCCAUCAUUCCUCAAUUCGAGGUCGCGACCGCCAAAGCCAGGAGUGUAUUGCCGAGCUCGUAUUCUCGGGCAGAUGUCGUUUUCAAUCUGCAGAGGAUAGCAUUAUUGCCAUCAGCGUUGGGAAGGAGUCCUCCGGAUGCUGAGCAGAUCUACCUUGCUAUGCAAGAUAAAGUACACCAGCCAUACAGAAAAGGUCUGAUCCCAGGUCUACCAGAGAUUCUACAAUCAGUGACACCGAAGUCCCAUCCAGGUCUCUGUGGAAUCUGCUUAUCGGGCGCCGGACCAACCAUUCUUGCAUUGGCAACUGAGAACUUCGAUAGUAUCGCCAAUGUUAUCCUGGCGAUGUUCGCGAAGAAGGAUAUCAAGUGCGAGUGGAAACUGCUGGAGCCAGCAGAGGACGGAACGACUGUCACUUACAGCUAG
This is a messenger RNA of Cadophora gregata, 1050 nucleotides long. It is a transcript of the gene THR1, whose product is annotated as Trihydroxynaphthalene reductase. Lineage: Eukaryota; Fungi; Ascomycota; Leotiomycetes; Helotiales; Ploettnerulaceae. The transcript is spliced from 3 exons. The record is from RefSeq and is a predicted model, not a curated record. The coding region runs from base 1 to 1050 and encodes 349 amino acids. Gene Ontology annotation, biological process: L-threonine metabolic process. Gene Ontology annotation, molecular function: ATP binding; homoserine kinase activity.